Molecule: messenger RNA, 1692 nt
Organism: Bubalus bubalis (water buffalo)
Lineage: Eukaryota; Metazoa; Chordata; Mammalia; Artiodactyla; Bovidae
Gene: TUBB
Product: tubulin beta class I
Exons: 4
Coding region: 179-1513 (444 amino acids)
Biological process (GO): mitotic cell cycle; microtubule cytoskeleton organization
Cellular component (GO): cytoplasm; microtubule
Molecular function (GO): GTP binding; GTPase activity; structural constituent of cytoskeleton
Source: RefSeq, a predicted model, not a curated record
CUCCUUUCUCCCUCUCAGAACCUUCCUGCCGCCGCGUUCGGACCUCGCUGCUUCAGCCUCCGGGUCCCGUUCCAUCUUUCCACCCUGCGACUAGCCGCAGAGAAAAACUAAUUCCAUAUUAUUUUUUUGCCCCAUACACACUUUGAGGCGAGCAAAAAGAUUAGAAUAAAUUUUAACAAUGAGGGAAAUCGUGCACAUCCAGGCCGGUCAGUGUGGCAAUCAGAUCGGUGCCAAGUUCUGGGAGGUGAUCAGUGAUGAACAUGGCAUCGACCCCACCGGCACCUAUCAUGGGGACAGCGACCUACAACUGGACCGCAUUUCCGUGUACUACAAUGAAGCCACAGGUGGCAAAUAUGUCCCUCGUGCUAUCUUGGUGGAUCUAGAACCCGGAACCAUGGACUCUGUUCGCUCAGGUCCUUUUGGUCAGAUCUUCAGACCAGACAACUUUGUUUUUGGUCAGUCCGGUGCAGGCAACAACUGGGCCAAGGGCCACUAUACAGAGGGAGCCGAGCUGGUUGACUCGGUCCUGGAUGUGGUUCGGAAGGAGGCCGAGAGCUGUGACUGCCUGCAGGGCUUCCAGCUGACCCACUCGCUGGGUGGGGGCACCGGCUCCGGAAUGGGCACCUUGCUCAUCAGCAAGAUCCGUGAAGAGUAUCCUGACCGCAUCAUGAACACCUUCAGCGUGGUGCCCUCACCCAAAGUUUCCGACACUGUGGUUGAGCCCUACAACGCCACCCUCUCUGUCCAUCAGCUGGUGGAGAACACUGAUGAAACCUACUGCAUUGACAACGAGGCCCUUUACGACAUAUGUUUCCGCACCCUCAAGCUGACCACACCAACCUACGGAGACCUGAACCACCUCGUCUCGGCCACCAUGAGUGGAGUCACCACUUGCCUCCGCUUCCCUGGCCAGCUCAACGCUGACCUCCGCAAGCUGGCCGUCAACAUGGUGCCCUUCCCACGCCUCCACUUCUUCAUGCCUGGCUUUGCCCCUCUAACCAGCCGUGGCAGCCAGCAGUAUCGGGCCCUCACUGUCCCUGAGCUCACCCAGCAGGUCUUCGAUGCCAAGAACAUGAUGGCUGCCUGUGACCCCCGCCAUGGCCGGUACCUCACCGUGGCUGCUGUGUUCCGUGGGCGGAUGUCCAUGAAGGAGGUAGAUGAGCAGAUGCUCAACGUGCAGAAUAAGAACAGCAGCUACUUCGUGGAAUGGAUCCCCAACAACGUCAAGACAGCUGUUUGCGACAUCCCACCCCGUGGUCUGAAGAUGGCAGUCACCUUCAUUGGCAACAGCACGGCCAUCCAGGAGCUGUUCAAGCGCAUCUCAGAGCAGUUCACGGCCAUGUUCCGCCGGAAGGCUUUCCUCCACUGGUACACAGGUGAGGGCAUGGACGAGAUGGAGUUCACCGAGGCUGAGAGCAACAUGAACGACCUCGUCUCCGAGUACCAGCAGUACCAGGAUGCCACCGCAGAAGAGGAAGAGGAUUUCGGUGAGGAGGCCGAAGAGGAGGCCUAAGGCCAAGUCCCUAUCACCUUAGGCUUCUCAAUCCCCUCAGCCUUCUUCCUCAACGACCCCUUUCCUCUCCCUCAGAAUUUGCAUUUUCUGCAUCUAUCUUGUUUUUCUUUUUUGGGGGGGAUUCUAGAACAGUGCCUGGCACAUAAUAGGCGCUCAAUAAAUAUUUGUUGUUUGUUGAA